CCGUCACUGUGUUCUGUAAAACAAAAUCUUUUCCUUCAUUUCUCACUGCAGCAGCUAGCUGACUGUCCCCCAAAUUUAUUUUGAAUUAAUCCAAACACUUGCACGAAAUUUGAGACUCUGCAAUGACGCUGACGAAGCUAUUUUCGGCUUUAAAAACUCAAUUUGUCGGCGAGCAGCGUCAUCGCCGUGUCGUUCAGGUAAGAGAAAUACAACUCCCAUGAUGCCUCUGUGCGGUUGUCAAAAUGAAAUUGUGAACUGCGCCUGCUCCAACAGUUGUUGCAAAAAUGGCGGCACUCUUGCUGCAGGAGUUUGAACCUGCGGAGCUAGCCAGGCUACCGAGAGCUCUUCAAAACAGACUCGAGAGGAUCCUGUCGGACCAGCAAUAUGAAAUUGAUUCUUUAAAGGCACAGCAAGAGCAAUUUCGUGUCGACAGCGGUAAGCUAAGUGCUAAGUAUUUAGUUGGGUAGCCGUGGUGAGUGUGUUGUGUCACUCAGCGUGCACAUUAGAUAACUGAAUGAAGUUUAAGUGAACAAUUGUAGUUUGAUUUUACUGACACCAUAGCUUCAUAAAAGUGAUUAUCGACUUAUAAAUUCUUGAACAGUUUUGAUAUUUAGAGAAAAUGAGGUCAAGGAUUUAACUACGGGUUAGUCAACAGCACGAUGCUAAAGCUAACUUUAGCUCGCCAGUCAGAUAACUUACCUUAGAGUUAUCUUCACUAAGAACAUAACGCUUCACUAAGAAUAAAUGUUGUGCAGAUCAUGAAGCUGGUGUUAUUGUUUGCUAAAAAACAUUAUUUUACAACGACAGACAAUUCGGCUAACCUAAUUGACUUUUCGUGCUUCUGUGUUUGUUGUUAUUUGUUAUAGAGCAACAUUUCUUUGAGAAAGUGAAACAGCUCGCUCAGAGCCAGGAGGAGUUUCUGUCCCAGACUCAAGAACAUCUCAGACUUAAAGAGGAGUUUGCCAAGCUCGGUAAGAGUGGACACAUGAGUCCAUGUCAGACACAACUUCCCUGAAUUGAAUGUAACCUCUCAGUUUGUGACAUUGGGACAAAUUUCUCUUCAUAUCUCUUUCAGGGGAUGAACUUAAAAGUGUGCGUGAGAAAAACAGAGAAUAUGAAUCCACUCAGGAGAGGUUGUCUUCAGAGCAGGUGAGAAAAAAAAAAACAAUAUAAGCCACUUUAAGCCAAAUGUAGAAAUCUCUUGGACAAGCAGUUUGUGUUACUGUUGUGUUCAUAGUAGGGCUGGGCAAUAGGGGAAAAUGUUUAUCACGAUAUAUAUAUAUAUAUUUUAAUCAGUCGAUACUGAUAUAUAUAUAUAUCAGAUCCAGAAUUUAUUCAUCACAUACUUGUAUAUUCACAUAUAUAAGCAAUGAAAUGUUGCAGACGACCCACUAUUGCACGUCACAGGAAAAACAAACAAAAACAAAACAAACAUAAAAAAAUUCAUGAUGUCACAGGUUAUUGCAACAGAAACAAGGUGCGGAAAAAAGUAAGUGGUAAAAGUACAACAAGAAAAACAUAUUGUCUUUAGCCAGUUCUGUGGUUGGGUGUAGCUGCUGUCUGCUACUACGCAGUUGUUUGCUACUUGGUUCUAAUUCAGCACAUGAUUUUUUCAGCACGAAGCGGAUCCGGAGCAACUCCCCUUUUCAUUUGCUAUUUGUAUAGUCUACCAGAACAUGGCAGAAUGCCGACUAUCGAAAAGGAUAUUGACCAUGCUUUAUAUUGAUAUGAGGGAAAUUAAUUUUCAAUGUAUAUCUUUAUCGUUUUAUCGCCCAGCCAGAGUUCACAGUGAUAUGAAUAAUUCCUACCUUAGUGAUAGCAUACUUUUAAGUGACGGUUGAUCUACACUUGUCUCAUGCAACUCAUCUAUUCAUCUCAACUUACUGACCUACUGGUGAAAUGAGACCAACAAUAUCAGACCCAUACUGAUGUUAACACACCUUUCUUUUUUAAUCACAGAAAACACAGUCUCUUUUGUACUAUAAUUUACCUGUUGCUCCGACUGUAAAAGUCUGUUUGUUAUAGAAAUAGACAUGAUUAAUAUAUCUUUAUAUCCAUAGAAACUUUCAUAGCUGCCAAUACUGGUAUAUAACUUUUGAAGCUACUAUCUGCUCAUACUAAUAUUAUGCUGAUAUUAUCCCUACUUCUUGGUUUACUUGUACAGACUGCUAUUUAAAUUUUAUAUGGACUUUAAUGGACCAGUUAGUGGUUGGUUAAAUUGACAUCGUUAAAAAGUCUGAAGUAAUUUCGUAAUUGAUUAACUUGUGACUAACGGUUAAAAUCAUGUUAUCUGCGUAGACUGUGCUGUCAAAAGCCAAGGAGGAACUGGAGGCAGAAAAGCGAGAGCUUCUGCGAACACUGGAAAGAAGGUCCCAAGAAGUUGAGCAUUUGAAUGGUAUGAAUACAUACAUUAGCAGAGCAACAUUUAUCCAAACAUCUCAUUUUUAUUUGUCCUGUCAUUUGAACUUGGCCAUUCUUUGAUUUCUUUUCAUUACCAGAUGACCUCAGGCAACUCAAUGAUAAGCUGGUGGAAGUCAACACCUCCAAGAUGACCUUGCAGAUGAAAUUAGAUGAACUUGAGGCAGCUGAAGUCAACAUCAAGGUGAGCUGUGUGGUUUUUCUGUUUUGAUUACACGAUAAAAGAUGAAGUGAACAGCUGUUACCUUAUUAUGAACAAAUGGUAGAAAAGCUGCUGUGGGUUUUUGUUACAGUACAAAGAGAGUCGUAUGGAACAGGAGAAAGAGCUGCUGCAUGGACAAAUAUCUUGGCUGAAUGAGGAGCUGAAGGCUAAGAGUGAAGAGCUACUGUCUCUGUCCAGAGAGAAGGGAAACCAGAUCUUGGAACUGAAGUGCAGUCUGGAGGACAAAACAGAGGAGGCAUGUUUGUUUUGUAUUAAUAGAUGAUACUUAGAUAACUGUGGCUUAUGACUGAAUAUAUUGUGGGUACUUUGUGACAAAUCAUGUACUGUUGAAGGAUUUGAUGUCACAGUUUGUUGUUGUAUUAUAUGAUUUAAGCACUUGUUUCAGCUGGAACCAUCUGCAGUGAUCAUAACAGUGAAAAGUGUGUCUUUUUUGCUCUUGAUCUCCAGCUGAGCAGAGUCCAGGACCAAGUGGGCAGUCUGAAAACGUCAAAUGAACAUCUUCAGAAACAAAACGAGGACAUGAACAGCAAACUCAAAGAAGUAUGUGUGUAGUGUUUCUUACAGACAAAUCUGAGCAUGCAUCCUGUGUCCUUUCAAGAACAGUGUUGUUUUUAUUUCAUUGAACAGUAUGCAGUGCAGCAACAGGAUUCAUAAUGUGGCAUUCAUUGUGAAGCUGAGUCAAUGACAUGUAUCUGGAUCUUUCCUAUUUCUAGGCCAAAGAACAACAAGCAACUAUGGAGGAAAAGUUCAGAAAUGAGCUGAACGCCAACAUUAAGCUGUCCAAUCUUUACAAGGUAUGUGUCGUGUCAUUACAAAUGUGAACGCAUUCGCUCUCAGUAUUUAAUUCCAGGCUAGGGUUAGCUAAAGUUAGCUCAUUCAUGAGUCAUACUAUAUGUUUACAUGCAGUCCAAAAAAUCGAUUCAUUGCUGUAGUCUGAGUGAAAUUGCAUAAAUCAAACUUCUCUUAAUCAGACUGACAUACCUGAGUAAUGUGGUCGGUGAACAACUUUCUCUGUCUUGUAUUUGUCUCAAUUGAACUGAAGCAAGCCUCAGCUUUCUGCACAUGCUCAGUGUUUGUACCUGGCGCCCUGAGCUGAAGGUGAUUAGCACGGAUGUGUUGCCAGAAUUUUGGUAGUAAACAAAACCUCAACAAAAAAACAAAAAAGACAUUAAAAAGGGGACCUACCUACUGUGGGGCAAGGACAGCAGUUCAGUUAAAUCGCCUUAUGCAUGUAAGAGUACUGAAAAUAUCAGUUUUCCUUUAUUCUUAUUUAUUCAGUUAACAAUAGGAAAACUUAAAAUCACUUGUCUGUCUGUAGAGUUUUGCUUAAGAGUCACUGACAAAGACCCAAAGAUAAUAUCAAACACAAAAUAGACUCAAUUUAGAUGGAUACAUUUUUAUUUUAUUUUUGUUGGCACUUAGAUUGAUCUGUGUUAUGUCAAAACUUUCCCUGUUGUUUCGGCAGAGUGCAGCGGCAGAUUCUGAGGCCAAAAGUGAAGAGCUGAGCAGAGCAGUUGAGGAGCUGCAUAAGCUGCUGAAAGACGCAGGAGAAGGUAGAACCACAUCCUAGUAUGACCACAGCUGCUAAUUCAGCUACUCGGCACUUGACUUCCUCCUUCAGCAGGAUGCUUAGCUUCUGUUUUAAUGUACCCCCCCUGACAGUUCUCUUCUCCCUCUUUCUUCCACUUAACAGCCAACAAGGCCCUUGAGGAGAAGCUGCAGGGGAUCAAUGAGGCCACAGACAAGAGUGAAGCGGAACUAAAAGACAGGAUCCAGGCUCUUGAGAAAGAGCUUGACAAUGCCAAUGAGCUGCUGUCAAGUUCGAAACUCAGAGGUCAGCUGAGUUCAUUUUCCUUGUUUUUUUCUUUAAUGCACUGGUCUCCAUUUUAAAUAUAUCAAUCUGAGAUCCAACAUUUAGCCUUCAUGCUGAUAAAUUUGUCUGGUAAUCUUUUCUUGUUUGGGACAUUCAGGCCCUGUCAGCACAACUUCAAUGCUCACAGAGGAGCAACUGACAACAAUGUCUCCAACAGCUGCUGCUGUGUCCAAGAUAAAGCCUGGCAUGAAGCUGACAGAGGUGAAUAAGGUUUAAAAACCUGUGGCUGAAUGAGAAUGAGUUUGAUAUUGAUGAGGUUGUGUGGGCUUACAGUAAUGCUAGGUACGAUCCUGUGUUUAAGCUGAGAAAAGAUAAUAGUAAUUUAGAUUGUUUUGUGAGAUUUUUAGAGACUAUCAUUACAGGUAACACGAGAGUAAUAAUGUAACAGCAAACCCAAAUGUUGUCAAUGCCCAUGUGUCUUAUUUUGAUACAAAAUGAAAAUUGUGUUCUCAGCUCUACACAGCAUAUUUGGAGAGCCAGGAGCAGCUUCAGUUGGAGCGACUGGAGAACAAGCGGGUUAACAAGUACCUGGACGACAUUGUGCAGGAAGUGGAAGCAAAAGCUCCUAUCCUCAAACGCCAAAGGGACGAACAUGAGCGAAUGCAGAAGUCAGUAGCUAGUCUCUCUGCCAAGCUGGAGCAGGCUGUACAGGUUGGUAAUGGGGAUAAGUUGUAUGUUUGUCAGGUAAAUUAGAUUUCCCACCUAUCCUAAUUACAUUCUACCCUGUUGUUAAGUUUGUGUUUUACAUUUUUUAGAGAAAUUUUGAUGCUCUGUACUUUAAUUUCUGCUUUAUGGUACCUAAGCUUAACCGUAAACUGUUUUGUGUUUUCUUCAGGAGGUACACCGUCUACAGAAAGAUGCUGAUGAAUCCAACAAGCGCUCCUCUGUUCUGGAAAGAGACAACCAGAGGUUUGAACUUCAGUUAGCAGACAUGGCUCAGCAGGUGGGCUCACAUGCCUUUCCUUCAGUCUAAACAUAGUUCAGUUUUUUUCCUCUUGUGUCUCUAAGAUUCUGAUUUCACUGCUAUCUCUUGUGUUUCCAUCCAGGUGCGAGUACUGCUGAUCGAGCUGGAAGAGGCUCGCGGGAACCAUGUGAUUCAUGAAGAAGACGUGAACUCGGCUGAUAUCAGUAGCACUUCGGAUGUGAUCAGUCAACAUCUGGUGACCUUCCGCAGUGUAGAGGAGCUACAGAAGCAGAAUCAGCGUCUCCUGGUGGCCCUCAGGGAGCUCAGCGAUGCUCAGGAGAGAGAGGAAUUUGAAGACUCUGGCAAUAAGUAAGUUAGAUUGUGCAUUGAAUUAUUUUUAAUCUGUUAUUAUACAAUAACACAAAGAAUAAACAAUUAGAAAUAUCGCCUCUUCCAGGCGUCGCGAAUUGGAGCAGCUUUUGGAUCAAGCCUUGACUGAGCUCGAGUCCCUGAAGGAGCAACGAAGCCAACAGGUCAGAAUGACUGAGCCCAUCGCUAGGCAGAGGGACAUGUACCGUGUGCUGCUGGCUCAGGCCACAGGAGUCAACUUCCCUCAGCAAGGUGGUGAAACAAAGAGAAACUAAGUCAUUCAACUUUGACUCAUUAUAGAGCAGUGAUGAUUUUUCACGUUUUGCUGACUUUAUGAGGGUCUUUUUCAUCUAGGUACACCACCUGAGGAGUUUUCUCUGGCUUCCACUCCCCGGCGCUCACCUGCAGCAGCUUCCACAGCGGGAACACCCACUGCACUUGUGUCAAUGGCAACAGAGUCAGCAGAAGCCUUGGAAGCCAAGGCAGCUUUGCGACAGGUGGGUGCUCCAUUGACCAGAUCAAAGUUACCCUGUGAGUCUUGGCUGUUGGUAUUUCGUUUUCAAAAGUCCACAGUGGCAGCGCAUGAAGAUAUUAAGUGUACGUUUAAGCUUUUCUUGAGUUUUUUUAUAGGCAGUUCACUCCACCCCCACCCCACCCUCUUCCUAAAUUGGCACAGCCUUUCAGAUUUCUGUUUAUUCAUCCUUUUCACAAAGCUUUCAGUAAUGAUUCCUCUCAUGAGUGUGCCUCAUCUGUUUCCUAUUUACACCACUAGAUGGCCAUAUGUUUCUACUGAGAUAUUUACAAUUGAGCCAGUUGGAUAUUACUUUGUCAAUAAUGACGCUUGGGGUACAGGGAUGAAAAAGUACUAUGGUGCCAUUUAGGCUAGUAGAAAGACUCUAAAGAAGAGUGACUGCGGUGUAUUCAGUUUCAGUAAAUUUCUGCUAUGUAGAAUUUAAAUGAAUGUGUGUUAAAUGUGUUUAUUCUGCCCUCAAACAAUGACACUUCUUGAACAAUGAAAACUAAAGCUAGACUGUCACCAAAUAAAACUUUCUGGUUGAAUCUGCAGUUGCAGGAAGUGUUCACCACCUACAAGAAGGAGCGUGUAGAGAGCGAUAAGGCACUGACAGGGCAGAGCGAGAAACUCCAGGAGCAGCUCUCUGAUCUUCACUCCCAGAAUGCCAAAAUAUCCACCCAGCUGGACUUUGCCUCCAAGAGGUAAGCGUGAUAGGCAUUAGCAAAAACAGAACUACAUGAUCAACUGUAGGAUGUAAAUUGUUCCUUCUGGUGCACACUGACGGUUUGAAAAAGUAAAAAGAUUGCAUUCAAGUGAAGUGUAUUCCAACACAACUAGGUAUGAGAUGCUGCAGGACAACGUCGAGGGCUACAGGAAAGAGAUUGCCUCCCUCAGAGAGAAAGGGCAAAAGAUGGCAGCUGCCUCACAGAAGCACGAGCAGACCAUCAGCACUUUGAAUGAGGAUCUAAGAGCUGCCAAAGAGAAACUCUCCAUGGCCGAGGUUUGUACUGUAUGACAUACUGGUCAUGAUUGUGCCUCAUUUAGUUCUCUCUGCAUUUCAUUAUCACUCAGCAGAACUGCAAUGAUGCAUCACUGUAAAUUUUUCCCUUCUCUGUUUAUCUCAGAGCUACUACAGUUAGGGUUUGUCCUUUCCUUUUUCCUAGGGUCGUGCUGAGAGUCUGCGUAAAGAGAGAGACAUGCUUAAGCUUGUGGAGUCCAGGCUGAAUCAGGAGAAAGAGACAAUCCUCAGCCAACAACAAUCCCAAAACCUGCUGCUAACCAACCUCCAGACCAUUCAGGUACUCUACGAUAGAAAAAAAUCCACUAAUCUUCUCACACAGUCACACACAAACAUGGUUCAAAUAAAAAUAACAAAAAAAAUUGUUUGUUUUCCUUUAGGCAACUCUCGAGCGUUCAGAAAAGGAUACUCGUCAGCGUCUGAAUGACCAAUUGGAGAGGCAGGAACGAGAGAUCUCACAGCUGCAGAAGAGGCUGGAACAAGAGGUGGAGCAGCGCCACUUGAUCAGCAGAAACCAAGAAGUGAGUGUGAAACUGUUGGUGCACAAGACUAUUCCAAUUAGCUUUGUCUCCAGAAUUAAAGGAGUUAUGGUACUUCAUUAAAUGUAUUUUGAGAGCAGCUCAUUGUGCUGGUUAGUCUUGAUUUCUCUGACUCACUGAAAAACAACACCCGAUGAGAACUGUAGGAAAGAAAUAAAAAAGUGCUCUCUGUGCAUCUCGCUGUAUCAUCUCAUACACAGAUCCAGGGGAUGGAGGCAAAGAGGCAGCUGGAAGCACAGGUGGCUUUACAGCAGAAGACCAAAGAGCUGCUGAAUGCUGCUGAGCUGGAGAUUAAAAACCUGCGUUUGCAACAGAGCGGCAGUGAUUCUCGUCACAUCCUGAGCUCCCCCUCCACGCCGAUUAUGAGAGGUUUGCACCAGCGCUCCUGCAUAGAAAGCAAAAGAAGGCUCCUACAUAGUUAAAUGUGUUGUUUCCACUGACUGGCAUGAAAUCUGAAAUGACUUCUAGCUCCUCAUAGCUACUAGUUGUGUAAUUUUUUUUCCUUUUAAGAUGUGUAACUCUCAUUUGCUUGAGUUGUUUUACAGUUUUAUUAAACAAGAUCCAGUAAAAGCUAAUGAAAUGUCCUAGCCAAUCUCUUUGAAAUGCCUGUGGUUUUUCAAACACAGACUUCUAACAAUAAACUGUUAUUUUUAUUUAUCCACAGCCCUUCCUCCCUUUUCCCUAAAAGCACUUUCCAAUUGAAUUGUUCUUAAAUUACAUUGCUUACUAGACAUCUUUCUGCUUUCAGGUCCACAGAGUUCAGAUCAAGACAGAGAGGACUUACAGGGUCGUCUGCGGCUGGCUGAAACCCGGGCAGAGGAGCUGGCAGAGAGCCUCAAGGCAACCACAUCCAACAUGGAGCAGUAUCGUGCCAUGGCUCAGAGCCUGGAGGAUUCCCUGGACAAAGAGAAACAGGUGCAAAAGAAACCUCAGGCUGCCUGUCCUGAGAUUUUUGAUUUUGCAUUACUUUGAAAAACUGAUGACCUGAUUUUGCUGUCAGAAACUUUUUGUGGAAUAAUUUUAUUUUCUACCAGAAGCACUUUAUUAGGCCUCAGGUGACCCAGGAAGCUCAAGCAUGGUACAUCACAAAUUAACAUAUCACAUGGUCAUUUGUCAUGAUUAGUCCUACUUGAUGUUUUUAUUUUUCCACCACAUAAGACUGCCAACAUUUUGUUUGGUAGAAUCAUGUUUUAUCUGGAAACAAAUGUCUCUAUUCUUCAUUUAAAACAAGCCCAAAAGUUACAAUGCUCUGUGGAAAUCUUUGAUCAUCUGUGUAAACGCAAAAAAUCAGAGUUAUGAUAGAACACUUUUGUGUACGAUUAGGGGGAACCAACUUUGUAUGUAUUUCUGAACGCCUAAUGACCAGGUUACAGAGCAGGCACGCUCAACCAUUGAAGCUCGUAUCAAGGAGGCAGAAAAGCAGCACCAUGCUCUGGAGGAGAAGGUGGCGGAGGCGGAAAAACAGAAACAAGAUUUGGAGGAACAGAAGAAGAAAGCGCUACAAGCUACAGAGGAACAGGUCUGUUAAAUCCCACAUUUUGAAGGUUUACACACACCGAGGCAAAUGCAGACUUUGAAACAUUAAGUUGAAGUUAACAGCAUACUCCUCUACGACUAGAUUCAUUAAAAUGCAGUAAGAAAAACCUAUCAGUGUUGUUUCUGUGUUCCUUUUAGAUAAACAACCUAAGGAGAAGCCUCAGCAGUGCCCAGGAAGAUCACCAGGCAGCUCUACAGAGAGUUGCCGUAGCUGAAGCCCAGCAGCAGCAAGCAUUACAAGAUGGUCAGGAGCAGGUAAACAGUUUUAAAAAAUAGAAAUAGAUAUCAAAAACUAUCAUCACUGUACUCUUUCUCAUCAGGAGUGACACAGUUAAGGCUAAUACCAUCACAAAUUCUGCUUAUCUUAUAGUUAUUAUAUUCACAUGUUGUUGUUUUCGGCCACGUUCAAAGUAAUCUGUGAAAAGUCACCAAACUUCUUUAUGUCAGUUUUACCCAUUUUUGUUCAUGGUAAAUUAGUGAAUUAUCAAUGUUAUAAUCUUUGUAUUUGAGUAAAGAUUGAUGAUAUAGUUUAUACUCCGGAAAACUCUGUAUACUACUGAUUGUUCAAAACUGUAAAUGUAAAUGUGCUUUAGUUAUACAGCCCUUUACAACAACCCUUUCAGUGAACCAUAGUGCUUUACAAUACAUAGUAGAUUAAAAAAAAGUGAAUAGAUAAAAACAACGCUACUGGGUAUUAAAAGCAAGCAUAAAUAAAUAUGCUUUCAAUCUAGAUUUGAAAAGGCCCAGGUCGGAUAUAAGUCUCAUUUUUGCGGGGAGCUUAUUCCAGAGCCUGGGACCAGCAUUUGAAAAGGCUCAGUCACCCCAGCAAAUAUAAACUCCAAAUAAGCAACAAAAAAAGGGCAACUACUAUAAUGUGAUUUAAAAUGUGCAUUCAACAAUUUUGUCUAAUCCUUAGUCCUGUUUUAAAGGCGAAGCUGGCAGCUGAAGCUCAAGACAAGUACGAGCGGGAGAUGAUGCUGCAUGCGGCAGACGUGGAGGCCUUGCAGGCUGCUAAGGCUCAGGCUGUGCAGGCUGUUGAGCUCAAACACCAACUAGAAGAGAGAGUGCAGAGGAUCAGUGCCGAGCUAAUGGAGGCAAGGGUGUCCUGGGAGGAGCAGGAGAAGAUCUUAAAGGUUGGUUGUAGAGGGGAUUUGAUAGAUGUCUGGGUGAUAAACCAACAUGAUGAGAUAAUGUUAAAUCAUGUUGAGCUUAAAAAGUCCCAGAAAUAUGUCUCAGUGCAACAUCAGAAGUCCUGAAUAUAUUUUUGUGGGGCAUUUUGGUUGAUUAUGUGAUAAGGUCUGAUUACUUUUCUAGCAACUGUCAAUCAUUUAGUUUCGGUUGUAAAUGUAAUUUCAAUGUUAAAUUCUUCGCUCAUAAUCUAGGAGGAAAUGUCAAAGAUGGAGAGCAGCCAUGAGGAGCUAAGGAAGCAGAACACCCUGCUGCACGAACAGAUCCAGGCAAUGAGCAGCAAGAUGGCUGAAAACCUCCAACGUGCUGUCAAUGAAAGUCCUAUGAAUAUCUCCCUGACUGAAGAAGGCAAAUCUCAAGACCAAGUCCUUGAGAUUCUGAGGUAACACACUUUAGGGACAAACCGUACUUAGUCCAUGGUCUUGAUUAUUCUCCUGUGUGUUGACCCUUUUAUAAUAUCUUCUUGUAUUCUGGUGUCACAGCUUUGUGCGUCGAGAGAAGGAGAUUGCUGAGUCCCGUUAUGAGCUUGCCCAAGGGGAGAGUUUGCGACACCGUCUGAGAGCGGAGCACCUGGAACAUGCGCUCAAGGAGGUCCAGGACAGCUUGAAUGCAGAAAAGGAGAUGCAGGUAGGCAACAAUCCUGCAAUUAAGAUCAUGUCGUUUUAAGACCUUUUUCCAAGUCGGUAACAAUUGCAGCACAAACUGUAUGGAACAUAGAGACGUGAGAAUAUUAGGUGGAGCAAGAUCAUGCACAAAUGAAUCUGACUACUCAAACCUGUAAAUAUGACAUAAGGUUAAAAAUCUGUUGUUCAUCUUGUACAGGUGACAGCAAAGACUCUGGUACAGCAUGAUGAGCUGAUAAAGAAAACGGAAACGAUGAGCAUCCUGGUGGAGACCAACAAGAUACUGAGAGAGGAGAAGGAAAAGACAGAGCAAGAACUUCAGCAAACACAAGCAAAGGUAUCAACGCAGUGGUUUGCAUCUUAAUUAUGAAAUCAGUAUGUAAAAUAUGAAUAUAAGAAGUGUUUUCCAAAAAUGUGCUCUUUAAGUCAUGUCACGGGACGUGCUGCAGUUUAGGUUUUUUUACUGAGUUGAACUUCAAGUCCACAUAGUUUCAGCUCCCUUUUUGUGCUGCAGGUCCAAAAGCUGGAGUCAGACAUCAUGCCUCUGCAGCAGGCCAACACCGAGCUGAGUGAGAAGAGUGGUGUACUGCAGGCUGAGAAAAAGAUACUGGAGGAGGACAUCAAGCGCUGGAAAGGUCGAACCCAGGUUUGUGUAGAUCAGUAAGACGGCCAAAAGGGAAGGAGGCUUGUCUGUGUAGUUUGUAGCAUUUAUUUAGUAGAGGGAUGAUUGUUAUGUUGCUUCGUUUCAAACCACUCACAUUCAAAUAUCUGCUGCUCUUCUAGCAUUUGGUGAGCCAACAAAAAGACUCCGAUCCAGAAGAGUACAAGCGUCUGCACUCAGAGAAGGAGACACAUCUCAAACGUGUUCAGCAGCUCACCGAGGAGAACACGAGACUGAAAGCAGAGGUUGGCAGGUGAGAGAUUGUUGAUCGUAAGUGACAGACUGGCUAUACCGAUGCAGGAUCUUCUUUUUGUUUGUAGUCUGAAAUAUUCUGUAAGUGAAUCAGCAGGUUUUGGUUUUGAGCUCGAAAACAGCCUCUGUGGAAAACAAAAGAAGCCGAACGCAUCAGCCAUAAUGCAAUCAGGCUCCUGGUGAUGAUAUACAGGAGCUGCAUUUUGUCUUUAGAGACAGUCAUUUGUUUACAAGUGUAGAUAAAAUCUGCUCAUGGAUUUUUUCUUAAAUUAUUCGAAAGAACUCAAGGUUAGAAGUCCUUUUAUUAGUAAACCCUGGCAGCCCUGAAAGUUGGCACUCCCAAAAACUAUACUACUAUCAGACAACGACAAGUGGGUUCCAAGACUGAGGGGAUUAAAAUGAUUUAACUGUUGAACAAGUGUAAAGUAGGGCUAAACCUUGAUACUGGUUGUCGAUUUGGCCAUUUAUCAUUAACUUUCUUUAUAUCCUUUUCUUAUCAUAGAACCAAUAACCAAAUGACGUCCCUGCAAAGCCAGCUACAGAGCCUGCGUGAGACUGUUAGUAAGAUUACCGAAGAGAGGAAUACUCUGAAGAGUGAAGUUGAAACAAAGACCCAGGACAUUGCAGAGAAAUUCAGAACUAUUACCCAGGUCAAGAAGAUUGGACGUCGCUACAAGACUCAGUAUGAUGAGCUGAAGCUGGAACAUGACAAGGUGAGUCUUUUAUAAGCCAAACUUAAAGAAAAAUAGUCAUGACAGUAAAGUAUGUGACUGUAGUUUGAACAUAGUUGAUCUAACCUGAUGUAACAUUUCCUCCAGAUGGUGGCUGAGGCUGCGGCAGGCCCAUCCCAAGAGGAAGAAGCUCGUCAAGCUUCAGCUCAGGAGAUGCAGGGCCUCAGAGACUCUCUGAGCCAGGCUGAAGCCAAAAUCAAAGAGACUGAAGGACAGCUGGAGAACGCCAACAAGGUACAAACAUCACAAGUCUCGCAUGUUUCAGGCAAAACCUGUGACUGCAGUACAUUUGAAUUGUGUUCCGUUAUCUUUUCCUAGUUAGAAACUUUCACUAUUUCUUUGGGCAUCUGCGACAGGUGGCUACAGAGCGUGAGACUGAAGCACGAAAUGCCCAAGAACAGUCCUCCAGGCAGCAGGCAGAGUUGACCAGGGUGAGGCAGGAGCUCCAGGAGAGAGCUUCACAGGAGGACACACUGAGGCAACAGCUGACUGAGAAGGAGGAGAAGACCAAGAAAACCUUUAUUUUGGCCAAACAAAAGAUCAGUCAGCUCAUGGGUGAGAGUGUGUCCUUCAAACGAUAAUUGUGUUUCAUAGUUUCUUCCUCCACUUACUCCUUGGGUCUCUAGUGGCAGUACUGCUCUUUUUAUUUGAAUCUCAGACCUAAACAUAAGUGUUUUAUGUACAGGCACCAAGGAGCAGCUGCAGAAGGAAAAUGAGACACUAAAGCAACAGAUUGAGGAGCUGGAGGUACGAGUAAGCGCUCUGAAGUCUCAAUACGAGGGCCGUCUGAGUCGGCAGGAGAGAGAGCUGAGAGAUCUGCGAGUUCAAGAGCAGAGAGAUGAGCAACCAGAGGCAGGACCAAGCAAGGUGAUAGUGGUGGUAGACUUCUUUUCAUACAUUUCCUUUAUUGCAUAAGAAUAUUUCAUAAAAGUCCUUCAUAAUGACUUUUUUUUCGUCCUGAUUUCAGACCCAGGAGCAGCAGAGAAGCACCGAACAGAGACAGAUCAGCCUGAAGACAACCCCAGCUGCAGACAGGGGCAGGUAUGACAAACUUGAAGUAACCAAACACAUCGUCCUUCCACUUUGAAACGUAUUAAGCUGGCACUGUUGGUGUCUUUUUUUUAUUUGAAUACGUUCCUAAAGUCAUUUCUAUGUCCACGCUCUUCUUCUCCGUCAGUGCCAGCUCAUCUGAGCCCCCGACCGCCAACAUUAAGCCAACACCUGUCGUAGCUACAGCUAGCAAGCAACCUGUCAAUCCAGGAAACAAACCCACUCCUCGAGCAAGCAUCAGACCCAUGAUCACUCCUGCUCCUGUUCCCACUCCAACGCCCACAGCUACUGUCAUGCCAACCACACAGGUGGAGUCACAGGAAGGUGAGUCGAACUAUGAAGCUCUUGGUAGAAGAAUCAGGUCAAAAGAGUGCUGCUUCUUUAGAUGAGUGUACCGAUUACUUUUACAAAGCUGUGUGUUUCUUAUCAAUGCGGCUUUUGGAUCAGUGAGAUUAUAAUUUUUUCCCUUCUUUCGAACUCCUCUACAGCCAUGCAGUCCUCUGAAGGCCCGCCUGUGGAGCAUGUGACGGUGUACGGCAGCGCCAGCGGCUCGGUGCGCUCCGCCAGCCCCAACGUCCAGACCACUUUAGCCAGCCCCAUGCUAACUGUGCAGCAGACACAGACACAAGCCACAGCAUUUGUCCAGCCCACUCAGCAACAAAGUGUGACCCACACAGAGCCAGCCAAUCAGGAGCCACCACCUGUGGUCAUCGAGGCAACACCUAGCACCCAGGUGGAAUGGCCUUCAACGUCUUCUACGUCCUCAGUGUUUGGAACCGGUGAGAAAAUAACUUUUGAACUGGAGAUUCAGAUAUUCUUUGAGUGGGAUAUUUAGUCAGGUGAUGCAACGUUUUAAAGGGAUACAGGACAGGUUCAUGUGUUUAUUCUCGAAAACAGAACAUGUAGCGACAAGGCCUCUCUUUUACAAACCUCAGGAAAUCACACAUUUAGUUAUAAUUUGAUGUAAAGUGUUGUUGGCUCUGCAUGAAGAAGACUAAACAGUAUCCCUCAUUUCUAGUUUCAGCCACACCAGGAACUUCGUCUAUGUCCAAGAGGCCUCGUGAGGAGGAAGAGAGCACCACCAUGGUCCCUGACACAGAAACGACACAGGAGGAUUCUUCCAGAGCUCCUAUCGCAAAGAAACUCCGUAUCAUCCAGAGAGUGGGUCCAGAGGUAAGGCAGCGGCUGCCUGUCCUGAGUGGGUCUUUCUCAGUGUUGUUUAUGAGCUGUGGUUGUCAUUUAAAGUGCUUGUUUUUUUUUCCACAGGAGGAGGUGCUGGUAGAGGACAGUGCUGAGGCUGAAGGAGUGGUGCCAACAGAUAGUCAAGAUGGUGCAGAAAUAAGCCAGGUUUGCAUCAGUUGAUACUAUUUAUGAUGUAAAAAAAAAACACCCCUCAACAAAAAUCAAAGUGUUCUCAUGCUCAGUGCUAACCUCAUUUGUCUUGUAAACUACAGUGUGACAAUGAAAAAAGGCUGUUUUCUCAAAUGUGGCACUUUUCUCACAUUUUUUUACAAGCACAAACUUGUUUUGUUUUUCUUAACGCCUAAAUUUACAAAAAAAAACACGACACUAUCUAUGCUGAGAGUCGCUUCUUCCAACAAAGAAGUUUGUGACUCAGUGCCAGUAUUUAUAGAGCUGAAGAAUAAAGAGUGUAAAGACAAGUUUUAUGUGUGAAUCUUCACUAAUGUCACACUUUUGUUAAAGAGAACGAAUGAAUGAAAAGCUUCAGUGUUGUUCAGACUUCAUGUUCUUCUGCCCCACAGACAGAGGAGUUUCCAGUACUGGAGGAAGGAGAUGAGGGGUCAGCAAACCAGUGCAUCCCAAUGGACCAAGAGGUUACCCUCAGUCAAAGUGACAAUCCUGACCAACUGCAGCAGGAAGUCAUUGUCAUAGUGACGGACACAGAGAGCGAGGACGAACAGGAAGAAGAGGACGAAGAGGAAGAGGAGCAGGUAAAGAGUCCCUGUUGAGCCUUUCACCACAAAGCUGCAGGAUUUGAUGUAAAUGUGUUGUUAAAUUUGUAUAACUGUUAUGACCUCUUGAAAUUUAGGACUAUGAGGAGGAGGAAGAAGAUGAAGAGGAAGACGAGGAGGAGGAAGAUGAAGAGGAUGAUGAGGAGGAUGAUGGAGAGAUGGGGGAGGAAGGCGAGGAGAGCAAUGACGGCAGCGGAGACGGCAAUGAAGCCUAUGAAGGAGAAGAUGCAGAGGUUUGAUUACCUGACACAUGAUCCACUAACUUGAAAAACCUGCUCACCCACGCAGCUUUCACUUCCAGCACACUGAGUUAACCCUUCCAGAGAGUUAUGAACCAUUUCCUGCUCAUAAACUCAGCUUUUCCACAUUUUCUCAUUUCACUGUCACUUCUUUUUUACCCACGUGUGGCAGCUCUCUGUCCGCGUGUGUUGACUCAAGUUGUUUACCUUUUCACUCCAGUCUUGGCUGCAUGUAUUCAGUGGAGUGACUCAGUGUCUGAUGAGGGCCAGUUAAAGGUCUGUUACUGGUAACCUGCAUGUGUUGGCGUUGAUUUAAGAGGGGAUACGUUGAAACACUGUCUGAUGUUUAUAAACUGAUCAUUUAUGAGGGCAGCUGUUAGAAAAAAGCGACCAUACUUGCUGCAAUUGUGGCUAAAGAUUGUUACCAAGCAACACAGUAUAAACUAUUUGUGUCAAAUCUGCUCACAAGAGUGCUUGGCAACAUUUUAGACACAUAAGAGAAAUCAUCUUGAGAGGAUUUUAGGUUGUUCUAACAUUAAAAAGCGUUAGCACCAUCUAUAGCACAAGUCAAAUCGGUUUAGCACCAUUAGCAUUUAACAAGUGAGCAAUGUUUUGUGCCUUCAAUAAUGGAAAACUAAAACUCCAACUAACUUACUUGUAAUUGUCGUGUUGACCAGGGAGGGUGUCAACUUAAUUCACAUUGCUUUUCCCAACAUUUUUGAGCAAAAUCAAAAGAAACAUGGGUGUUUUUCUGACGCACAUUUUUGUUCCACAAAGGAAAAAUGAAUCAUAAUGUGUUUAAGGAGCUUUUCCAGUUCAUGUUUGAAUCUAUAGUGUGUGUGUGGCAACCUUCCCAUAAUCUGUUUCCGCUGAUUCUACCAACACCCUAUUUCUCUUACAUCUCAGUUAAACAUUUUUCUUCUUUUUUUCCAACUUCACAUUUUAUUAACCCCUUUAAAAAUUCCUCUUGAGGUUUCACUGUUCUUUAUUAUUUCCCCUUUUGUUCUGUCCUUUCUCAGGGAGCUGACGUAACAGACCCGGGCACCGAGACAGAGGAGAGUUUGGGGGCGUCUGACUCCACCCAAAGACCAGCAGAUUCCCAGACACCCAGCUGUAAGAUCCAGGAAACCCUGUCAAACGCACAUAUGUAGAUCCACCUCAGACUCUCCACGUGCGCUCACAAACUGUCCCGCCAUCCUAUUAGAUAUCUGACUCGACACGGUGACUGAGAAAGAUGUAAUAUGUUGUUGUCUGUCUAAAGGGACGAGUGGUACAGGUCAAGCAGAAGCCAAAGUAAAGGUUGUCUCAAAAAGGAGCAGAGCGUUUGCUUUGCUCUGGAAAGAAAUCGAAUGAUUCAGAUUGUUUUGUACCCGUGGGCAGCAGGUACACAAAGCUCAAGUUGUUGGGGCUGCUAAAAAAUGACAGGAGAUUCUUAAAGCUUGAUUUUUAUAUAGUCAUAGCACCAUAGAAAUAUGUACCAUUCAGAUUUAUGAUAUUAAUGAGAAGGAAGAGCGGUAAACCCCUGAACAAAAGGAGUGUGAACCCGCUCCUCUCUUGUAUCUCAAUCAAAUGUUUGUUUAUAAAACGAUAUGGACCUCUGUUAUUUACAGUAUUUCUCCUUGGUUUCAGUUGAAGCUGGUACAAUGGAGGCCUUCUCCACAGAACAACCAAUCACUAGCUCUGGCACAAGGAUGCCCCAGGCCCCACGGAGGCCGACACAUCAGCUGCCCCCUCGCCUGAACAUCCACCCUGCCCCUACAUCAGAGCUGGGGCCACCCGCUCAGGUUCCUUUCGUCAUUUUUAUGGAAGUGCUUUUCACACUGUUUUAUUUUGAAACCACAAUCACCCAAAUCAUUUUCUGUCAUGUCUUUCCACAGCGGAUCCCUGUUCGACGAGUCCCUCAGCUCACUCCUGGUGUGCAGAGCAGCGCUGUAAGUCCCCUACAAUACCUUUUAAAAAUACACACAUAUUACAUAAAUCAUAUAAAUCACCAAUUUACUCUUGAGUCUCUGUGUUUGUGUUCAUCAUUUUGUUCCCCCUCCGACUCUGCAGCAGAACUUCUUUGAAGAUGAUGAUAGGAUGGUUCCCAGCACUCCCACUCUGGUGGUACAUCGCUCUGAUGGUUUUGAUCAAGCCAUCCAGUAAGUCUCACUCGCAUGUUCGCAGAGAAGGAAGUCUGAGUGCCUGUGAAAAAAAUUAGCAUUUAUAUUUAUCUCACAGCACGUGUUUUGACAGAUCUGUUUUGGCGCCUUGCUGAGUGUCUUCAUGAAACUUUCCUCUCAUGCUGAACUGAAUUAAACUGAAUUUAAUCAGUAAAAUUAACACAUUAAAGGGUAAAAUAGAGGACUUAGAAUUUACUUCUAGAAAUUUUUGAUUCUGUUUUUUCUUCAAGGUAUUUUAAUUUUGUUUUUUAAAGCAUAACUCAAUAGUCUUGCUCCUAAGAUUUCCUCCAUUUAUAGAAAACACUGUAAUCUUAAGCAUAUAACCUUUGAAAGUUAGACCUUAAGAGGCUUGUAUGUGUAUGUUAAGAUGUUAUUAGAAUAUAUAGGAAAGAUAGGGUGGAGAACCUAAAAUGCAAAGUGUUUUUCAUUUGUCUCUCAGUUCCCCCCAAGUGACUGGUGUCCCCUUCAGGUUUGGCCCUUCAGACGACAUGCCCCAAACCAGCUCCUCGUCACACUCUGACCUGGGACAGCUCGCAUCUCAAGGAGGUACUCCACACACAGCCUGUUCUCAGAGACACUUCAUGUUGAAAAAUAUUAAAUAAAAUGAGUUUUUGUUUUUUUUCUUGUUUUCAGGUCUUGGCUUGUAUGAAAGCCCCUUAUUUCUGUCAACUCAUGAGGAGGAAUCGGGUGGACGCAGUGUCCCCACCACACCAUUACAAGUUGCAGCACCAGGUAUCUGUCUUUUCAAACUUGUGAAUGAACAGAUCUGCUCAGUCUUUUUGGUGCAGAUACAAUAUUCAAAAGGGUAAAAAGAAUUUGUUUGGAUCUGUGAGUGCUAUCGGUCGCUACAACAAAACGAUAAUCUUGUUUUUCUGUUCCAGUAACUGUUUUCUCAGAGGCAGCUCAGUCUGACACCACUGAGCACGCCUCCCAGUCUGUUCCCACGGUGAGCACAUCCACACCAGGUCUGGUUGUACCGGGAACGGCUAUCGGCGGAGAGGAGAGAGAUGACGUCUUCCUGGAGCCAGACACUGAUAGGUGAGUCUCGCUCCUGUCUGCUGUUUGUCAGUGUUGUCCUCUAAUAAGAGUCAGACCUCUGCCUCUGUAGUCAGACAGUUUUUUUCAUCCUAACUUUAAUUUCCAUACAGAACUAAUCAAAUUUUUAAAAUGUGUAAUUAUAUUUCUCUCAACUGGUAGAUUCAUGGAAUUUGUAACAGAUGUUUGCACGUGUGUGGAGUGCAUCUUUUGUUGUUUUGAAGAUGAAACAACUUUAUCAUACGUCUGUCCUGGUCUGUUUAAUUUAGGCCCAGUGCAGAGGUGUCAAUAGAUCCGGUGGUCUCACAGGGAGAUCCAGAGGAGUCAAGCCAGACAUCUGACAAGUCCAGCCUCCCCUCCACCAGCCAGGAGCCCUCCUCUAGUUCUGCAGGUACUGAGUGCAGAUUUCAACUGUGUCCGUCAUUAUCCUCUUUCCUAAAAGUGUUGUUCUCUUCUGAUGAGACUCGUGUAUUUUUCAGACACAAGCAGUGCACCACCUAAACCCUCCAGACCUGGACCCAGCAGACAGUUGCAGCGCUGGCCAGAAAGCCGGGGUGGACGCUUUAAGAGAGGAGGUAACGGUCGCUCAUUAGCAUUAAACUUGCCCUCCUUAGUUCUCAGUGACUCAUUCUGAGAUAACAUAGAGCCACAAAGGUGUCAUAUAAUGAUAAUAUUAAACAUUUGUAAUGGAGGAAGAGAGGACUAAAGAGCAUCAGGAGCUGUUAAAGGUUAUAUUUCAAUUAAGUAUCAUGAACAUUAUCUUUGUACAUAAUAAUGUGAAUGAAAACAAACCAUGACAUUAAAAAAUAUUAUUAAUUACAAACCAAAGAUUAAAAAGCAGCAGCUGAAGAGAUCUCUUCAUCCUGAGGAAUGAUGCAUAAUGAUCUGCAAGGUAGUGAGGAGCAGUCCUGUACUGUUUCUGUAGUACAGGGUCACAUUUUUCCUCUUUCUAAAGUUUUAUUUCAACAGAAAACAGGCUCAAGAUAACAUUAUGAUAUUUAUUGUUCAUUUGAUUUAGUGUAGCAGAUUUUCAGGUUGGUUUAUAGGACUCCCAAAAACACUGAAUAAGUUCACUUGUUACCACAAAAUGAUCUUUAGUUUUCUUUAUUCUUUUACUCAUUUGCUGUAGCUGCAUAGAAACACAUUUUAUUUUCUGUAGAUAUACAUGUAUUAAAUGCUGACAUGUCAUACAGUAUGAUCACAAUAUGCACAGUCUGGCAAAGCAUUUGUCAAACUUUAAUGACAGUAAUUUGCAUUGACAUAUUGUUAUAAUAAAAGUUGAUUGUUAAUACAAAUAAAAAAAGAUAUUAUGCCAACAUAAUAACAUUUUAAACAGCGCUGUACAGAAUUUUUACAUCAGUGUAGCAGGCGUUCCACUAUUAAAAAUGUUUUCUUUCUUAACAGGUCAAGGGUUUCCUUCACGGUUUUCUCGGGGUGUCCAUGGAAGACGAUUCCAUAGAUAAAGCACUAAUCUGAACAACAAAAAACUUGUCAUUCCCAUCAGAACCAUAUAAAAACCCUUAGAGUUUUGGUUAAGUUGUUCAGAUGUUCACAAAUGUCCAUGCUGAAAAGCCUGUUGAUGUUUUUUACUUUUAUUUUUAUUAAGUGUGCUUAAAAAGUACCUUUUGUAACCAGUCCAUGCUGCGGCAGAGUGUUUUAUGAAGAUUGAAAUAAACUUUGAAUCUACAUGUAGACAUCCUUUCCUUCAAUCAGACUUUCUUGGGGCAUUUGAAGACGUCGUUAACCUGCGGUGAUGCGUUGGCUGCAGGAGCAGCUAUGCUCGGACGUCCCCCGUCCAUCCUCACUUUGUAGGAUUUGGCUGCAGAAUGAAAAGAAUGGUUGUUGAUUUAGCAUUUUUAAUUUAUGUCUGGUGUUGAGAAUAUACUUUGAAUCCAUGUUUGUGCCAGUUUCCAUUUGAGUGAAUGUUAAUUUGGUGUCCUCAGACAGUCCUGACUUCAGAGCUCUCAUUUAGCUUGGACAGCUGUUGGCUACAACAAGACAUAUGUUUUGAGAGGUCCAGUUUUUCUGUGAUGACAUACAAGACUAGACAUGAAAGUUUUACGUACACGGGAAAUGCAUUUCUCUUUCUACCACAGGUAUUAACAUUAAAAUGGAAACUUUUACUGUUUCUCCACAUUAAACAAGAGCCUUUGGUGAUGGAUGCCUCAAAUGACCUUUCCAUCUGCCUAUAAUCCCAACAGUAUGCUUCUCCUAUAAUCCCCCAACCCCACCCUGACACACACUCUGACACAUGGUCCUCAUUAUGCUUUUCAGACAUGAUGUGACAGUUACAAGAAAGUUUUGCAGCAGACAGACAAGAAAAAAAAAUAUUUAUCCUUUUGAAGCAAAGCAACUAAAUUUCUAAACAGUCUCGACCACAUCUUUGUCAGUUUGAUAGACUAGGAUUGUUUGUUUAAGUCUAGGGAUUUGUUAGUGUUAAAAACACGCCCAUUUCUGCCUAAUGGAUCUGCAUUUAACUUUGCUGACAUGGUAUGCUUAUUCAGACUUCAUACAACGGAAUAUUUUAUGCGAGGUGCUUCACCUGAAAUGUUGUUGGUGGAGGGGUUUAGUUUACGAUGGCAAUUCACACAAAACCAUUGAAACAGAACUAAAAUCAACAGUCGUCUCCAUGCCUUUGCUUAACUCACAUACUAAACAUAUAUUGUUAAAUUAAGGGAAUCACACUUAAUGUAACCUCUAAGACAUCCGGCUGUUAUAUUAACCAGUAUAGAGUAACUUACAUCUAGAGUAGACGUAGUAUUUGUACCCCUCUGCUUCUCUGUUGGUCGGGAUGGAAACAGCAGCUGUGAUGGUAGAGGGGAAACCUCUCCAGGACGUCCGGAUGUUGAUAGUUGGGCCCAGAGCAGACACUGGAAAUGAGACAGGUGAAGGUAAAUUUAGUCACGUUUAAACCACUUUUUUUUUUCAUUUCAACUGCACUUUUAUGCCAUUUUUUCCCCCGUUUUGACGCUUUAACAGUUGAAGUGCCAUACAUGGUUCACAGGAACUGAACCUUGGCUUGCUAAUAAUUUACAACGGAUGGAUCUCUCUGCCCCUCUCACCUCUACCACAGAGGCAUGACUCAUUUUUUCAGGGAACUUUGUGAAGUAACUCAAAUAAAACAUGUUUACUUGAGCCUGAGUAAAUCUGGUAAAUACCUGACAAACACCCAGUAAGGCCCUCACUGUUAAAAUUUUACAAGACCACACAUGAAAAAGAGGUAGGCUAUAAUUUACCUGCUCCACCCAAACUUGCUGCUCAACAAAACACAAAAAUGUAAAUUAUUUACAACACAAAAAGAGAAAGAAAGUAACAGCUGAGAGUUGCUCACAUGUUCUGCAUGCAUUUAAAUGAUACACAUCUCUUAAUGUUAAGAUUUAGUCUCCUUUUCAUCUUAUCUAUUAUAACUGCAACACCGUGUUAAUAUUGCAAUUCAUUUUAGUAUUUGUGAAGUUUUAAAAUAUUAACUUUUCAAGUUAUAUGCAUGUAUAUGUGGCCUUUAGUUUUGCAAUAUUUAUAAGUUACCCCUGUAUUCCCCACUAAAGUGCCCCAAACUGUAUUGUGAGCAAUCUGAGAUUCAUAGUGUGUGGUGGCUUCAUAUUUCCUUGUCUUUUUUGUCUAGUAUUACAUUUUAAUGGAUGUUACAUAUUAAUGGAUGUUAUCAUAAAGAGACCAGGUUUGUCUUUCAGCUCCUGAAGUACCUGCUUGGCGCACUAUCCGGUUUUUGACCGUGUAAAUGGCAUACUGGGGUUUCCUGCCACACUUUGGACUGGUGCCGAACUGGUAUGAAUAUUUCUGGACUGUUCCCCCUAAAAGAGCCAGACAGGAGUCAAUUUCACAACAGUUCACUCAGACGAUACUUGAAAAUAUAUAACUAUAUUUACAACUAAUCUUGAGAUAAUUUGUCCACAGUAGUUCACCUCUCUUGAAGAAGUAGACCGACUCUGUCCUCCUCUGGUACUGAGGCACAGACAGAGCGGCGGUGAUGUGACCCCGGAGCCCAUCAAAGCCUGUUUCAAUGACCCGUGGAUAGCCAGGGUCCAAAACAUCAUUCUCAAAUCUCCAGUACUGGGGCCCCUAUAAGGAUUACAAACCAAAAGCAGGUGAAUUAACAAAUGUAAGAUCGAAUAAGCAUAAGCUACACAUAUAUUUUGAAAAGCAAAAAUACAACCUGAUUAAGCGCACUCAUGAAAUCCCUUAAGUUCUAUUUGUAAAUCUACCUUGAAAAUGUAGGUUUUGCCCUGGCAAUUGCAACGAGUAAACACAGUGUCAAUUGGGGAGGGGACGCCCCACACUUGAGUGAUGCCACGGGCUGGACCCGGCACCCUGUUACUGUCCAACAUCCAGAAGAAGUGUCCUGAAAAAAAAAGUGAACAAUAUAUAAGGACAGCCCAUACAUACAACCUCAUUUAAGAAAUUUAGUCUGCAAAAAUAUACCUGAGAGUGGUUUUAGACGGAAUUCAAGAGUAAAAUACUUCAGUAUGCACCUCUCUACCACAAUCAUGAGCAUUCAAUAUCAACUGCCUGGCUGGCUCUCACCUCUAAAAACCACAAUUGUGCCGUUGCUCAGCGUGGUGACUCCACUGACUGGCCGCCCACUACAUAGAUUUGUAUCAUUGCUGUCAUCUGAGGAAAAACAGAACAUAAUUAUCAGGGAAACCAUCUGUUUGGAUACACAUAAAAAAACAAGGAAACCACACAAUUACAGACUGAGUUAUGGGGUGUUAGAUGUACUUUUGUGCUUUGGUAGCUGAGCUGAGGGACUUUCUGUUUACCCCAUCUUUCAAAGUAUUAUUUUCAAAGCCUCAUUUCAACUUUUAAAGGGCUGUCGGGGUCAUUUACAGUGUGUAAAAACAGCCACCUCUGUCUAAUAUAGUGUGGCCAUGCUUUGAGAGAGGUUCUGUUGAACCCAGAGGCAUAAUGAAAAAAUGACGAAGCUCAUAAAGCAAACUAUGAACAGUCAUAAAAAUGAGCCAGAAACUGGAUGCUUCCGCUUUUGCAAUAGUGUAAGAUUCUUGUUAAAUAAGUGAGUCGCUGGUAGAGUCUUACAGGAUUGACGAUUUCUCCUCUACGAGCCACAGAAUUCAUGUUUAAGGCAGUUCUCACCUGCUUGGUAAUCUCUGGGAUCAUCUACAGUGAUAGACUGUCCAACAUCCAGAGGUUUGACCUCAGGUUUGGAGCCCGGUUUACCCACAGCUGGUUUCACUGGCACUGGCAAUGGCUUAAACACCUCAGGUUUGUCCUGGGGUUUGGAGGUGGCCUCAGGUGUUGUAGGUUCAGUUGGGACUGGGGUGAGAUCAAAUGUAUCUGCUGUGGUCCCUCCUGGUGUAACAUCCUCUGUAGCUUCGUCUGGCAUAGUGUAUGUAGAUGAGGGAAAAUCGGUUGUGAAGGCAUCAGGUUCUGGGUCUGUAGGAGAGACACUGGAAGAGCCCUCAAGGUCUGGCAGAGAGGAUGUAGGUUCUGUAACAUCUUCUAAGUUGUUGUUAUCUGGUUUGAGGGUUGAAAUGGUCUCUGUUGGGACGGUUGUUGGGUCCAGCGUUGAUGAGGCAGGACUGGUGGAAUCUGCAGAGGAGUCCUGCGUGGGUUCUGUGGACCCUGGACUGGUGGUUGCGUCUGGAGAUAGGGUUGUAACAUCUGGAUCAUCAGUGGAGGCUGCAGUUGGGUCUGUACUCUGUGCCUCAGGGGAAAUGGUACUCUCAGGGAGUGCUUCUAUCUCAGGCUCUGGGAUUUCGGGGCCAGGAGUAUCCCCUCUUGGGGGAUCCGCUGGUGAAGCAGGCCGGCUGGAGACAGCUGCUGUUGUUGGCUGAGGGGGAGUUGUUCCAGAGGUCAUGGAAUCAUCAGCAUCUGGAGGACAAACAUGGUUAUAAACUCCUACAUUCAGAUUCAGAGAACUUUGUAAAUUAAAAGUGACUGCAAGACUGUGAAGGGGGAUUGUGCUAAAAAGGAAAAAUAUUAGAAGUGAUUUCUGAUGCAGACACCUCCAAAACUGAGAAAGGUCCUUAAUUCCCCAUCUGCUACUAUUAAGUGAUCUAGAUGGUAGUUUACAGUGCAUACAAAUGGAAAGAAAUGGCUGUAAAGUCAGAUUAGUUUUGUAUAUUGUUGAGCUUGAAGCCCCAUCAAUGUAACAUGGUCUGAUAUUCACUGAUUUACAUACCUGGGCUGUCAGUGGAGACCUCUUCAACGUUUGUUGGGAGUGUACUGAGGUUAUCAUCUUUGGAAGUUGUUGUCUGUGCCUGAGAGGUAGUUGUCUCUGCAUCUGUGCUGGUCUCAAAAGUGUUUGGAUCCUGGGUGGGUUCAGUUGAAAACAGAUCCAGGAGGUCAGUUGUAAAUGAUCCGUAGCCGCUGGUGCUCUCAGGGAUCGGAGUGGCUUCAGGGUUUUCCACAUUAUUGUAAGAAUAAUCAUCAUCAGGGAAAAUCUGGGUGUGCAUAUCUAAAAGAAUUUAAAAGUAAGGAGAGUUAAGCGCCUGGAUGUCAAACUCUUAUAGAUUUACUUACAGGAAAACACUUUUAUUUAUUAUCAAUGCACAUAAUCACUCACCAUCACUGAGGUCAUCUUGUGGACUGACCAAGGAAAUUAUAUGGUCAUAAGUGUAAUUGUGAAUAUUCAAUCAUAAUUUCAUCAAAAGCAGCUUUAUUUUCCUGCAUUUAUGUUUUCUGGGCGUACAAUGUGAAUUUUCCAGACGGAAACGUUUCUACGUCUCUUCAGAUGCAAGAGUAUCUCCACCUUCAAAAGUUUCCCUGCCAAGUACUGGAUCAAACCCUUCAAGAGAAAGCUCUGUCAUCUUUUCUUGGCUUCAUUUAGUGCUUUCCUUUUCUUGUGACUGAGCCUGUGCCCGUAACCGUCCCACAUACUCAGAACAACACUACUCCCUUGUCUUUAUUUUGGCUGCUGAGGCCCAUGCUUUUGGCUGGUUCUGGUGGAGGCUUGGCCUCUUAGAAAACCAAAGGAAGAGAGCGGGUGUUUUCAGGUCAGCCACAAACAUCAUCCUGCCUUCCCCCUGACAUAUGCCUUGUUUAAUCAAGGUUAAAAGUAUUUCAGAAAACAUGUCACCUGUAUUGUCUCCCUCGCUGAAUGUAGAAUCUUGAUCUGUUGCUCCACUCGCAGCUGGCUCUGUGGGAAUAUUCGGAAAUAAAUAUGAGACAGUUGAUCCUGUUAAAACAAUCAUUUGAUCCUAAGUUACUUUAAUUUUAAAAAGAGAUCCUUUUCAGGUCAGAUAUACCUUUUGGUUUGAUACUAUUGAUAUUAUCACAUGAAAUAGUCUUCCCUGGGGCUGUUUCACUUGUUUCUUCACUGAUUUCCUCUGUGAUGAUUAUCAAGACAGAGAAUAUUGUAAAUAUUAACCCAUUGCAUUGGUGCAGAUUACUGCAUGCCAUGCAUGCUGUUCCACAUGCUGGUGGACAUGCAGGUUUUCCAUGUCUGACUUAUGCCCACUUUAUCUUUCAUGCACAUGUAUGAGUUUCAAUGUGCCGUAACUCUGAUUGUUGUCAGACAAAAAAACUUAGGAUGACUGGGAAAGGUGCAAAUUAUUAACACAUUAUUAUCACUGUGUCUUUUUGACAAACGGUUCAAGAGAUUUGUGAGCAAUUCAUGCUCAUGAGUAUUUGCUGUCCUCUUAAUGUAGGUCAUUCAUAGACAUAAUAUUGAAUACAAAAUGCAAAGAUAAAUCUAUCAUCAUGCAUGACAUAGCACACGUGCUCACAGCGAAUCAUGUCUAAAGAGGACUUACCUACUGCAUCACAGUGGUUUUCGUAAUCUGGACAACACUGUUUGUACUUAACACAGUCCAUGUCACAGCUACAGAGCCUGCCUCUUUUAAAACCCUCUCCACACCGACCUUUACAGGAGUCUCCUGAUGCACACAAACGCAGCAAGUUUUAGCAAAACAGACCUUUCUGAGACCACUCAGGACUUUUGAUUUGAUCUUUUAAACUGUGGGAAAAAAUUAGGUAAAAUAAUCAUUGAUGAAUAACAAUCAUUAUUUAUUAAGUGUCAAUUCAUAAAAAUCUUCUCAAGAGACCUAACAAAAGAGAAAGUCUAAACCACAUUCAUUGUUCAUAUUGUUUUAAAUUUUCUUUGGCAGACAGAAACAUUGAGCAAAUGAUGUAUAAAUUAGUUAUAAAUAGGCAUGAAAAACACUUAUGUUUUGAUAAAACUCUUACUUGUUGUGCAUUUAGCUUCAAAGUCUUUGCAGCACUCUCCAUAUGACAAGCAGGUAUAGUCACACUGACACAUGUAACCCCUGUAAUACUCUGCGCCACAUCGACCUCUGCAGCUUGCUGUUUAUGAAAAAUAUAGGCAAGAAUAACAAUAUACAGUAUUUUAGAAACAUAAGCAAAAUAGAACUUGUGCCUUUAAAGUUUCUGUGUUAUUUUCUCCAACAACCCAGUGCGCUUGAGGACACAGCUUGUAAAUAAUACAGCUGUGCCCGAUAUUGACUUUUGAGGGUAACUAUUUAUCAAGAGAGUAAACAUGGAUGAGCACACGCACAGAGAACAAGUGAAAUAUUCCAUGAAAACCUUUAUCUGAAGACAAAUAUCUGGUGAUCACAGUAUUGAAGAGUGCUUUUCAGGUAAUAGAUAAUGCUAGAUAAAAUCAUUCUUAAUAAAAUAACAUCUUUAACUCACUCUGGGCAGCAGUGAAUGUCAA
Molecule: messenger RNA, 27955 nt
Organism: Xyrichtys novacula (pearly razorfish)
Lineage: Eukaryota; Metazoa; Chordata; Actinopteri; Labriformes; Labridae
Source: the annotation of a GenBank genome assembly